Messenger RNA from Cylicostephanus goldi, 216 nucleotides. Lineage: Eukaryota; Metazoa; Nematoda; Chromadorea; Rhabditida; Strongylidae. The record is from the annotation of a GenBank genome assembly.
AUGUAUCAGGGACGCACUGAGACUUUCACUGUGCUCUCAAUAAGUGCGGACACGCUUACAUCGACUGUGCAUGCUGAACUCGUAAUUGAAGGAAAGGUAUCUGUGAAUGUCUUUGAAAUCCAUGAAGGCCUUAUAGUGAGCGAGCGUGAAUAUCUAGGUGCGGGCUACUACGGUACGCGACAGUUGACAGAGGUCACAGCGGAUGGGGAUAUCUGA